Messenger RNA from Anthostomella pinea, 483 nucleotides. The record is from the annotation of a GenBank genome assembly. Lineage: Eukaryota; Fungi; Ascomycota; Sordariomycetes; Xylariales; Xylariaceae.
AUGGAUGCGGAUGGCGACUCCCCAUUAGACGACUCUCUGCCGCACGAGCUGGAGCCCUUUGAACGGACCGAAUGGCCCUACACGUUGUCACCGCAAGCACAACAGUGGGCGGUCCCAUCCUGGAAGGUACUGCAGGUACUCGGCCAACCCGACUCAACCGCCCUGGCCGUCAGAGCGAUGAUCCUAAACCCCGCAGGCCGCCUCCUGAUGCUGCAGAAAAAAACCCUCGACGGACAGCCCGGUGCUCUACAGAUGCCGGGCGGCGAGUGCAGAAAUGAUGAAUCGUCAAUCUUCGACUGGCUCCGCGAGUUUGUAUGGAUCGAUACUCGCAUCACUGUCUUGGGAAUACGAGAAUUUGUGGUAGGAAUUCCCCAGCCCGGGAGGCUGGUCAUGUGGAUCGUGGUCCAGGUGCCGUCAUUGAGGGAGCCCGUCCCGACUCUUGAUCCGGACCGUUUUGCUUGCCACCUGUGGCUUGAACCUUGA